Prunus armeniaca (apricot) is the source of this 2817-nucleotide messenger RNA. NCBI's taxonomy places the organism in Eukaryota, Viridiplantae, Streptophyta, Magnoliopsida, Rosales, Rosaceae. The record is from the annotation of a GenBank genome assembly.
AUGAGGCUUCUCUUCGAGAAAGUCCGGCGCCUGGAGAGCGAACAUCAGCGCAACCACCAACCUCUCUGGGCAAAGCCACGACCUGGGCCCUUUACCGAACGCAUCCUUAAUUACCACCAGGAGAAGGACAUCCAGCCACUCCGCAUUGCCUUCUACACUGGCACAGAGGAUCCUCUCACCCACAUACAUUCUUUCCAGUCUGCCUUGGGGUGCAAGGGCCUCACUGACGAAGGCAUGUGUCUCCUCUUCCCUUCCACUCUCAGUGGCGCGGCCCUGAACUGGUUUUACAGGUUGAACCCCCGCACUAUCAAUACAUUUGACAGUCUGAAACAGGCUUUCCUGGACCAUUUCAUGAUCCAGACCGAUCGCCUCUACUCCGCGGACGACCUAUACAUGCUUAGACAGGGUGAGGAUGAGCCCCUUCGGGAGUAUGCAGCCAGGUUCAGCCACGAAUACUCCCGCUGCCCAGAUACUGAUGAUCGUGCCGCCUUCGGUGCUUUCAAGAGUGGCCUCCGAGAGUCUAACUUCCGGUACCUGGUCCACAGCAACCCUUGGAACACAUAUGCCGAGCUGAUGAAGCAAGCAGCAGUUCAUGCCAAGGCUGAGUACUUCAACUCCAAGCGCAGCCCAGCCAUCCCGGCGCAUAAUCCUUUUGCUGAUCCUCCACCUGCUUCGGUACCCAUCCCAGCUCCACCCCAACAUUCUGCCCCUGCACCAAGCACCCAGGGUGCCCAACACCCCAAGAGGAAGGAUAGCUACCAGCAUACCUUCAACAAUAACAAGCGGGGCAGACAUGGGAACCACCACCAGUCUAGUGGAAGCAACCCCCCCAGGACAAAUGACCGGGCCCCACUCCCAUUCUCACCCAAACCCAGGUUCGAGGUCUUCACCACCCUCAACACUACCUAUGAGAAUGUCCUAGUGCACGAGGCACCUAUCAUACCUCAGCCUCCACCCCGGAAACCAGGCAGCAAGCCUAUGCCUAACACGGGAGUCUUCUGUCGCUUUCAUCAGUUCGGUGGCCAUGAUACCGAAUCUUGUGUUGCCUUGCGCAACAUCAUUGAGGGACUUAUUCGCGAGGGGAAGCUGGAUAAAUACGUGCACAACCUCCCACCUAACCCUCACCAACGGCAGAUCAACAUGAUCUCAACCAUCAGCGGUGGCCCAACCAUGGCUGGCACCUCCAACAACUCCAUCAAACAUUAUGUCCGCUCUACUUAUGCGCACCAGGUCUUCAGUACUGAGCAGGGACGCUUGCCAAAGACACAAAAAACAGGCUGGGCCCCCAUUACCUUCUGCGAGGAGGAGGAGCGCGGCGUUAUCCUCCCUCAUGAUGACCCAAUCAUUAUCCGCGCCGACAUAUCUAACUUUGACGUUGGGCGCAUAUUGGUAGACACUGGCAGCUCAGUCAGUGUGAUGUUUGCUGAUGCCUUCAAUGAGCUCCAGGUUCCAUCUCAUUUGCUCGACCGAAGCGUCACACCCCUGGUGAGCUUUUCGGGUGAUGUGGUCCAGCCUAUUGGGAGCAUUCAUCUCCCUAUCUCUAUUGGAGCAGUUCCCCAGCGAACGACGGUCACCACUCCCUUCCUCAUCAUUGACUGCCCCACAGCCUACAACGUUAUCCUGGGACGCCCUGCCAUGGCCCAGAUGAAGGUCUUCAUUUCCACACAUAUGUUACUGUUGAAAUUUCCUACCCCCUAUGGCACGGGAACUGCGCGCGGUGAUCAACUGGGCGCCCGAAGCUGCUAUGCUUCAGCAGUAAAGUCUACUAAUCGCCAACAUAGGGGUGAGGCCCUAGCAGUAACCCAGGCCCUAGCCCCACCUCGAGCUGGCACUGAGCGCCCAGAGGACCCCAGGGAGGAAUCUGCCACCCAACAGGCCGAACCUGUGGAGGACCUUGAACUGGUCACUCUCCAUGAGGAUAUCCCGGACCGACAGGUCAGGAUCGGCACCUCCCUCUCACAAGAGCUUCGCUCUGAUCUUAUUGCCUUCCUCCGCCUCAACUCUGAAGUCUUUGCUUGGUCUUACAACGACAUGCCGGGCAUAUCACCUGACGUCAUCUCCCAUAGGCUAAGCAUUAAUCCUGUCGUCCGACCCGUUCGGCAGAAGCGUCGUGCUUAUGACCCAGAGCGGUAUGAGGCCAUGAAGGCGGAGGUGGAUAAGCUGAGCACCAUUGGUUUCAUCAAGGAGGUGGAUUAUCCCACCUGGCUAGCCAAUGUGGUAAUGGUACGUAAACUAAAGAAGGGUUGGCGCAUGUGCGUAGACUACACAAAUCUCAACCGGGCCUGCCCAAAGGAUAGUUUCCCCCUACCCCGCAUUGACCAGCUAGUUGACGCCACAGCUGGCCAAGCCCUCCUCAGCUUCAUGGAUGCUUACUCAGGGUACAACCAAAUCUUCAUGCAUCCUGAGGACCAAGCUCAUACAUCCUUCAUCACCGACCGUGGCCUUUACUGCUACAAAGUUAUGCCAUUCGGCCUCAAGAACGCCGGGGCUACAUAUCAGCGUCUGGUGAAUAGCAUCUUCGCUCCACUCAUUGGCAACACCAUGGAGGUUUAUGUUGAUGACAUGCUGGUCAAGAGUCGCACUGCCGACCAGCACAUCCCCAACCUCUCUGCCACGUUCACCAUUUUGAAGCAGUAUAGGAUGCGGCUCAACCCCACCAAGUGUGCAUUUGGGGUGGCCUCCGGCAAAUUCCUUGGCUUCAUGAUCAGCCAAAGAGGUAUUGAGGCCAACCCAGAGAAGAUCCAGGUUAUUUUGGACAUGACGAUACCCAAGACGGUCAAGGACAUUCAGAGCCUUACUGGGCGUGUCGCAGCCUGA